AAAUCUUUCAGCAGUGGCCCACAGCACUAAUACUACCUUCAAUAUAAAAAUGUGCCUGUUUGUAGUCACUUCUACCAUCACCAGCAGCAACAGAGCCUGAGCUGCAAGGAAAACACAGUGCUCACUAUUAAGGGUGUUUGUUUCUAAUACUCUGUCUAACUAUGGUGGACUACUAUGAAGUUCUAGGAGUGCAGAGAUACGCAUCAACAGAGGACAUUAAAAGAGCUUACCGUAAAGUGGCACUUAAAUGGCAUCCUGAUAAAAAUCCAGAAAACAAAGAGGAAGCAGAACAAAAAUUCAAAGAAGUUGCUGAGGCAUAUGAAGUAUUAUCUAACAGUGAAAAACGGAAUAUUUAUGACAAAUAUGGCAAGGAAGGAUUAAAUGGAGGUGGAAGUCAUCUUGACGAUGAAAGUGAGUAUGGUUUCACAUUCCAUAAGGCAGAUGAUGUCUUUAAGGAAAUUUUUGGUGAAAGGGACCCGUUUUCAUUUCACUUCUUUGAGGACUCGCUUGAGGACCUUCUGAGCAGCUCAAGGAUCGCUAAUGAAAGCAGAAGCCAAGGCAUAGGAUCCCCUUUCUCCCGUGCACGUGCCUGUGACCACUCAGUGUUUGCCAGGCUGUCCUCUUAUGACACAGGAUAUACGUCUUAUGUUUCACUGGGGCAUGAGAGCCUUGCUUCAUUCUCUUCCCUGGCAUUUGAUGAUACUGGGAUGGGCAAUUGCAUACCAAUUACACAUUCAGGCAAAAUUGUUAAUGGAAGAAAUAUCAAUACAAGGAAAACUUUUGAGAAGCAUCAAGAAAGAGAAGCUGAAGAUGAUGUUGAGUUGAGAUCCUUUCUUGUAAAUAGUGUGGCAGAUGAAGAGGGCUUUGCAGGAAAACAUAACUGGAGAAGACGGGCAUUCAACAGUUACUCACCAAAUUACUACAGUCCCCCAAAUAUAUCUCAAUAUAAUUUUGUGGACAAUAAUGAACAAAGUACACCUUGGGUCACCACCAAGAAGGAUCCUUCCAUUUUCUCAGCAGGAUUCAAAGAAGGUGGCAGGAGAAAAAAGAAGAAGCAUAAAGAGGGGCAGAAGAAGAAGCCAAACAAAAGGAAUCGCUAA
Molecule: messenger RNA, 1100 nt
Organism: Cricetulus griseus (Chinese hamster)
Lineage: Eukaryota; Metazoa; Chordata; Mammalia; Rodentia; Cricetidae
Source: RefSeq, a predicted model, not a curated record